AUUGUCCACUAGGUGGCAGCAGUUUUUGACGAAAAUGUUACUGCGCAAGCGCCACUGAGCUUACUCAACAAUCAUGGCGGCGUGUUACGUGAGCGCAUCCAGGACGGCGCUGAAAGGUGCACACCUUGUUCCCGGCCGGUGGCUCCUCACGCGGAGCGGCCGAACCCCGACACUGUGUCAGUGUUCGCGGCUGCCCGCGGCCCGCUGUCGUCCGCUACAUGUCUCCCCUGCCGCCUCCGUGUCCAGCUCCAGGACAGAGCCCGAGAGGAGCACCGGCGCAGACGACGGGAGACCCGGGGAGGAGGAGGAACCUGAAGGUCCGGAGUAUAUCCCCAGAAAAAAGGCGAGGAACCCCAUGAUGAAGAUUGGCUACGCCUGGAUGAUUGGCCUCCCCGUAGGUAUCAUCAGCUUCAUCCUGGCCAAGAGAGCAGUGGACAAAAACCGACUGAAGCAGCUGAAGAUUCGACAGAGGAUGAAAAGCUCAAACGAGGGAGAAUAUGAAGGCAGCCGCUACCGCCAUCAUGGAGAGGAUGUUAACCUGGACCAAUAAUGUUCACGGUUGGCUGUGUUGAUUUGUACAUAUCCUGAAUCUAACUACUGAGACGGUGAUUCCUGCACUCAUGCCAAAGAGUGAAGACAGAGGAGAUGUCAACUUUAUGAGCUUAACUUUAAAACAUCCAAAGACUCUUUGACAUUCAGAACUGGGCAACUAUUUCAUCUAUAGGUUGAUGCAGGAAAUCUGGGAAGGGACAUGUCUGUGACAAAGCCUUUAAUCAGGACAGUUUUUGUUGCUUACUCAUGAACAUAGAUGGCUCAGUGUUAAAUGUGACCACUUCAUUAAAUCUGGAGAAUGACCGCAUAUUUACCGGCCGUCAUGCUGAUGUUUUAUGAAGAGAAUAGAGGAAAUAAAUGAAAAUGUAUAUUUA
This is a messenger RNA of Xiphias gladius (swordfish), 926 nucleotides long. RefSeq names its product DUF4748 domain-containing protein. The record is from RefSeq and is a predicted model, not a curated record. NCBI's taxonomy places the organism in Eukaryota, Metazoa, Chordata, Actinopteri, Istiophoriformes, Xiphiidae. The transcript has 3 exons. Bases 74 to 550 code for a protein of 158 amino acids.